GAGGAGUACAAUUUUAAGGAAAGCGAGGAAGUACAUACGAGUUCUCUCCUCAAACUUCUGACUUCUGAACUUAGGAAACUGCAAACAACAUAAUCCACGGGAAAGAUCUUGAUUGUCAAGUUGAUUUGAUGACUCAUCUCCUUCAACAACACAUUUUCAGCAACGCUUGAUAACAACAAUGGCAGUCGACGGAAUUCCGCCAAUCAUCGCAGCUCAGCUAAAUUACCUUCUCUCUCACUCCCCUUUCUCUAUCAAGGUUGAGCAAAUGUGGUCUGGCUCCAAAAAUCACCCUUGGAUUGAUCGAUUCACUUUGCUCAUACCCUUCUGCCUCGAUAUUAUCAAAUGGGAUAUUAUAUACAAUGUGGAGAGUCCAUUAUCAGCACCGGAUGUAAUAUUUGGGGCAGAAGAUGAUAAAUUUCUUCCCUUUAUUUUAUCUAGUGAUCCUAACAAGUCACCGAUGAAUAAUUUUAACAAUUGGAAUUGCAGAGACCCUUCUAAAUUACUAUCUUUUAUUCUUCAACUCAGGGAAUUGUAUUCAGCUUAUCAGUGGAAGCGUGUCGGAGAUGUCGAUGAUGAGAGGGUGAAGUUUGAAAUCAGCACUCUGUUGUCCAAAGAGGGGAUCGAGAUGUCUUUUAGUUCAGGGGUUGAAAAGCCAGAGGAGGUUAAAAUUGCCAUACCAUUGCUUGAUACGAGCAUAAAUAGUAUGAUUACUGCUUGCCCCUGGAGACAGCAACAAAAGAUUUAUCUACAGGUAGUAUAUCCAAUUGGUAGAAAGUACCAAUCUGCUCCAUCAGCUCCACGUUUGAAAUUGGUAUCAACUCCAGAAUUGAGAUCUCUAUUUUCUGUUGAAGAUGUCAAGCUCCCUAAGUGGUUAGACGGAAUGUGCAUGGCCGAAUAUCUUCCUGCAUUAGAAGAAACUGUGCAGAUGCAGGUUUUGGAGGCAGUUUCUCUUAUUGGAGUCAGAAAGCACUUUAUUGAGAUAUUGCCUAUUGUCUUUGGGAGACCUUUAGAAGCUGAUCCAAUAUUUUGCAGAAAGGCAACAUUUCUUGUUGCUAACGGAGUAUUUACAUUUUUGGUGCAUUUUCUUAUUCCCAUCCAAUUCCCUAAGCAACAACCAACUCUGAUCCUUCAAAGUUCACAGCAUUUCAACACGCAAGGGGUCCCAGUCAGGUCACCUGCUAUGUCUGAGUAUCCAUGGAGUCCUCGAUGGGAACCAUCAGAAAUGGCUUCUCGAAUAUUUGAUUUAUUAGUCGAAGAGUCCUUCAACUUCAAGAAGAUCUGCAACGAUGCCCUGCAACGUUAGGACGUGUACCUGUUGCUAAAGAUGUUAAAUAUUUUCAGAAGUUAAAAGUGAAUUAUCGAUUAGGAUUCCUUUUCCAGUGUGGUAAUCGGUUUCGAUUUAUUUUCCUUUGUGCUGGAAAUUCUUCCUUUUGGUUGGAAAAAAAAUGGAGUUGUUGAUAUUCUUUCUAAUUUAAUGUGUAGUUUACAUCUUAUUUAUAUA
This is a messenger RNA of Beta vulgaris subsp. vulgaris (sugar beet), 1501 nucleotides long. RefSeq lists its product as uncharacterized. Gene Ontology annotation, cellular component: BRCA1-A complex; BRISC complex. Bases 179 to 1303 code for a protein of 374 amino acids. The record is from RefSeq and is a predicted model, not a curated record. The transcript is spliced from 13 exons. Lineage: Eukaryota; Viridiplantae; Streptophyta; Magnoliopsida; Caryophyllales; Amaranthaceae. Gene Ontology annotation, biological process: double-strand break repair.